AUGGCUAAUCGAGGAGCAACAAGACCCAACAGGCCAAAUACUGGAAAUAAAAUAUGCCAGUUCAAACUAGUACUUCUGGGAGAGCCUGCUUUUGGCAAAUCGAGCCUAGUGCUUCGUUUUGUGAAGGGCCACUUUCAUGGAUUUCAAGAGAGUACCAUGGGGACAAAGUUUGAAAUAUGGGAUACAGCUGGUCAAGAACAAUACCAUAGCCUAGCACCAAUGUACUACAGAGGAGUGCAAGCAGCCAUGGUUGUAUAUGAUGUUACAAACGAGGAGCCCUUUGUCAGAGCCAAAAACCGGGUUACAGAACUUCAGAGGCAAGCCAAUCCUAACACUGUAAUAGCUUUAUCAGGAAACAAGGCUGACCUCGCAAAUAAAACAGCUGUCAAUUUCCAGGAAGCACAGUCCUAUGCAGAUGACAACAGUUUAUUAUUUAUGGAGACAUCAGCUAAAACAUCAAUGAAUGUAAAUGAAAUAUUCAUUUCAAUAGCUAAAAAGUUGCCGAAGAAUGAACCACAGAAUCCAGGAGCACAUUCUGCCAGAGGAAGAAGAGUAGACCUUACUGAACCCACGCAGCCAACCAGGAGUCAGUGCUGUAGUAACUAAACCUCCAGUUUAAACUAACUGGAAUGUUCUUCUCCUUCCUAAUUGUUAAUAACAGUGGAAUUGGAGCAUUUAACCAG
This is a messenger RNA of Balaenoptera musculus (blue whale), 683 nucleotides long. Its product is annotated as ras-related protein Rab-5A-like. The record is from RefSeq and is a predicted model, not a curated record. The transcript is spliced from 2 exons. NCBI's taxonomy places the organism in Eukaryota, Metazoa, Chordata, Mammalia, Artiodactyla, Balaenopteridae. Gene Ontology annotation, molecular function: GTPase activity; GTP binding. The coding region runs from base 1 to 606 and encodes 201 amino acids.